UGAGGUUGUGUUCCAAGUCUCAAGGAUCUCUAAUCCACAAACAACCAAUAAAACAAAGCCAACUCACCUUCAAAAAUCUACUUCCCUUCAUUCCUCCUCACUCAUUUCCAAAUCCACUCCCACUUCUCAUCUUUUAGAUAUUAGAUAUUCCAAAUCCAAAACCUCCAAUAUCCACAUAUACACCCAACCAACAUACACACAAUUUGCAAUCCAUCCAUCUCCAACACAUUAUCUCUCAAGAAAAUGGCUUCAACUCUCUUGUCAGCACCAACUUUCCAAGGUCUCAGACCUCUCAACAAACCCACAGACACCUCCCUCUUCCUCCACAAAUCCUCCACCACCUUCAAACCAAUCACCAAAAAGACAAACUCAAACCUUGGUGGCAUCAAAGCUGAACUCAACCCAUCCAUUGUCAUCAGUUUAAGCACUGGUCUCUCACUUUUCCUUGGAAGGUUUGUGUUUUUCAAUUUCCAGAGAGAAAAUGUAGCCAAACAAGUCCCAUCACAGAAUGGGAUAUCACAUUUUGAAGCUGGAGAUGUUAGAGCUAAGGAGUAUGUAAGUUUGCUUAAGUCAAAUGAUCCAGUUGGAUUCAAUAUUGUUGAUGUUCUUGCAUGGGGAUCUAUUGGACAUAUUGUUGCUUAUUAUAUUCUUGCUACUUCUAGCAAUGGAUAUGAUCCUAGCUUCUUUUAGAUGAUCAACUACAAAAAUAUAAUUAUGAUGUAUGUUUUUUUUUUUUUAAACUGAUUUAUGUGGAAUUUAUGUGGCUUGCUUUUA
Molecule: messenger RNA, 774 nt
Organism: Capsicum annuum
Lineage: Eukaryota; Viridiplantae; Streptophyta; Magnoliopsida; Solanales; Solanaceae
Product: photosystem I reaction center subunit V, chloroplastic
Exons: 1
Coding region: 244-690 (148 amino acids)
Biological process (GO): photosynthesis
Cellular component (GO): photosystem I; chloroplast thylakoid membrane
Source: RefSeq, a predicted model, not a curated record